UGGAGAGGUAUGUCUCACUCUCACUCUACAAUUCGAAGACACUUUAGCAUGCUUCACCAUUCACUAUGAGCAUAUGGCAAGCCUUGUGCCAUGACAGAACUCUUCGAAUGAGACAGUUUUCUUGCUCAACCUCAUCCUCGUCCAACCUCUGAGAGUUUCAUUCUCGAGCAUCACAAACUGACAAUCAGAUGCAGAACACCACAAUCAACUCCUACGGCAUGAUCAGAAACCCAUACCUCGACUACCUGUACCAAGGCCAGUACGAGUACGAGUUCCUCAACAACAUCAAGAACAACGCCAACCAGCACAUUGGCGACUACAAGGCCCUUGCGGCUAAGCCACCAGCCCAACACGAUGCUUUCCUAGACACUGUUAAGGACCAUGCUUACCACGUCCCCGCCUACUUCGACCGAAGCGAAGCGCCCAAAAAUACACAUGAGCAUGCUAGAGAAGAGGUGAAGCUCGAAUUUGACCCUCCACUCAGCCAUUAUGCGGAGCUUAGAGGUGGUCUGCCGAUUGGCUAUGUCUGGAUCCCACCAAGUUCUCCUGAACCUGAGCCUAUGCCACGCAAGGCAACUCCGGAGCAAGACGUCGUUCCCGUCACUCCGUCAAGGCCAGUCAGGACUGUGACUACUAUUAAGAAGCCCAAGAGGAAGAAGACUGUCAUUUUCGCCUUCAGCCCUUUGCAAAAGAAGCGCAAGCGAGAGACUACCGCCGAGUACCAUAUGCGCUUCACCAGUCCACUUUCGGAAGAGCUGUCGGAUGCGCCUAGUGGUUUGCUGACACCUGAGCCGAGAGAACUUGUACUGCAUCGCAGGUAGUAAGUGGGCAUGAUACGUUCGGUGGAUAUUGGUGGACAAGACCAAGUGGUAGAUCAAGAGUGGGAGAGGUUACUACGUAUAGGAAGUUGGCUGAUAAUGGGGCUAUAGUUCUUUCUUCCCAUUUGCCUUCAAUGCCAUACCCUUUUGUCUCCUCACACCCGCAAAGCCUUCUAGUAUACCGACCCACAUCUGAACCAACGUGAUGACUAUCCUCGCAACGUGAUCUUUCCAUUCAAGGAGUGGUUUCCUUCCACGCAUGAACUUGGCAUCUAUUACC
Molecule: messenger RNA, 1098 nt
Organism: Alternaria alternata
Lineage: Eukaryota; Fungi; Ascomycota; Dothideomycetes; Pleosporales; Pleosporaceae
Exons: 1
Coding region: 189-821 (210 amino acids)
Source: RefSeq, a predicted model, not a curated record